Messenger RNA from Misgurnus anguillicaudatus (oriental weatherfish), 2459 nucleotides. RefSeq names its product bone morphogenetic protein receptor, type IAa (gene bmpr1aa). Gene Ontology annotation, cellular component: plasma membrane; signaling receptor complex. Gene Ontology annotation, molecular function: transmembrane receptor protein serine/threonine kinase activity; ATP binding. Lineage: Eukaryota; Metazoa; Chordata; Actinopteri; Cypriniformes; Cobitidae. Gene Ontology annotation, biological process: protein phosphorylation; cell surface receptor protein serine/threonine kinase signaling pathway; cellular response to growth factor stimulus. The record is from RefSeq and is a predicted model, not a curated record.
UGUUCGGCUUUCUCCGCUAACUCCGUGCAGUUGUUUCGUCAGUACGGUGUGUACUGUGAUGGUCAUCGCCAGACCCUUUAAUCUCCUCACUGAGAUUUGACCACGACCAUUACUCUGAAUUUCUCAAGUGUCCAGCUUGUAACCUGCCGGAAUAUACGGAUAUACAGUUUUUUUAGACAUUCCUGACGAUUUUUGUGAGACUAUGCCAGAAUCCAAAUGCCAUUUGGACAUUCAAGCAUCUUUACCCGAAUGACAGCUGAAGCCAGCCUCGAUGCUUACCAAACACUACGCCAACAUGCUUCACAGAAAUGGAUCUUUUUGUACGUGCCGUGGACCCCGUGAGAAGAAAUCUCUGAGUUUCUAGUGCCAUCCCAUCAUCUCUCUUCUCCCUGUCCUGGUCAUCUCCACAGCUCUUAAAGACGUAAUUUUGAUCACUCCACCUAUCUGUUCGUGUUCGCUUGAACUUUCCGAGCAGAGGCAGACGUCACCACUGAUCCCAUCCUCACUCCAAAGGUUACAAGAGGGCUGAUAUAAGAUGGCAAGGCUUUUGUCUGUCACGGCAGUUUUGGCUGGAGUCCUAAUUGUAUUCAGGUUGUGCUCUGGAGCAGGUCAGAAUCCUGAUCAUGUGCUGCAGGGCACGGGAGUCAAGCCUGGAUCAGACUCCAGAAGACCGGGAGAUGAUUCGACUGUGGCACCAGAAGAUGCUGCACGGUUCCUCAGCUGUUACUGCUCAGGACACUGCCCUGAUGAUGCCAAAAACAGCACGUGCGAGACAAAUGGGCAGUGCUUCGCUAUUAUUGAAGAAGAUGAAAAUGGAGAUGUAAUCCUAAGCUCAGGCUGUAUGAAAUACGAGGGCUCUCAUUUUCAGUGCAAAGAUUCACAGUUUGCACAGACUCGUCGAACAAUUGAAUGCUGCCAGUUUGACUUCUGUAAUCGAGACCUAAAGCCAGAGUUACCGGAUCGACUGUCAGAUCCACCAGACCCUCACUGGCUGGCCUUUCUCAUUUCAGUAACUGUGUGCUGCUGCACCCUCAUCUGCGUCACUGUCAUCUGUUAUUACAGGUAUAAGUGGCAGACAGAGAGGCAGCGCUACCACAGAGACCUGGAGCAAGAUGAGGCUUUUAUCCCAGCAGGAGGAUCGCUGAAAGAUCUCAUCAACCAAUCUCAAAGCUCAGGCAGUGGUUCCGGGCUCCCUCUGCUGGUACAGCGCACCAUUGCAAAGCAAAUCCAGACAGUGCAUCUCAUCGGUAAAGGUCGAUAUGGAGAGGUGUGGCUGGGUCGAUGGAGGGGUGAGAAAGUAGCAGUGAAAGUGUUUUUCACUCGAGAGGAGGCCAGCUGGUUCAGAGAGACUGAGAUCUACCAGACCGUGCUCAUGAGACACGAGAACAUACUAGGCUUCAUUGCGGCUGAUAUAAAUGGCACUGGAGCUUCCACGCAACUCUACUUGAUAACAGAUUAUCAUGACAACGGCUCUUUGUAUGAUUAUUUAAAGUUCACCACUCUGGAUACACAAGCUCUGCUGAAACUGGCCUACUCUGCAGCCUGUGGCCUGUGUCACCUGCACACAGAGAUCAACGGCACACAGGGAAAACCUGCCAUCGCUCACAGAGAUCUGAAGAGCAAGAACAUCCUCGUGAAGAAAAACGGCACCUGUUGUAUCGCUGACUUGGGCCUAGCUGUGAAAUUUAACAGUGACACAAAUGAAGUGGACAUCCCUCUUAGUACGCGUAUGGGGACCCGCCGCUACAUGGCUCCAGAAGUCCUGGACGAGACUUUAAAUAAAAACCACUUCUUGGCAUACAUCAUGGCUGACAUGUACAGCUAUGGGCUGGUUAUAUGGGAAAUGGCCAGACGCUGUGUGACUCGAGGUAUUGUUGAGGAGUAUCAGCUACCCUAUUAUGAAAUGGUACCAUCAGACCCAUCAUAUGACGAUAUGCUGCAGGUCGUGUGUAUCAGAGGAUUGCGGCCAACUGUAUCCGUUAGAUGGAACAGUGAUGAGUGCUUGAGGGCGAUGUUGAAGCUGAUGUCAGAAUGCUGGGCCCACAAUCCUGCAUCCCGACUGACCAUCCUGAGAGUCAAGAAGAGUUUAGCAAAAAUGGUGGAAUCUCAAGACAUUAAAAUCUGAUCCGUCUUUGUGAGAAGACAAACUGGGUGAUUUUAUUUCAUCUUUGGCUUCACAGCUCACGCCUGUGUAAAAUACAACAUCCUCUUUUCCCCUCCGGCUUGGGGAUCAGAUGCGGUGUCGUUGUUGCUUUCUAUGAAAGCUGUAUCAUUGUAGACUUGGAUCAGAGGAUUACUGCAACAGACAAAAAAGUGGGAUUUUCUGAAGGACUCACUCACUGCCCUAGAGAAAAUACAAAGCUAAGUGUUGUUGUUGUUUUUUUUUGCAUUUGUUGUGCAUUUAAGUGUCUUUAGAUUUUGGGAUAAACCUCCUGCCAUAUAAAUGAAAUAAUAUUGUC